AUGGAUCCUAUUCUGCAAGCACCCGCUGAUGGGUUCAAAUUUGACAACAGCUCCGGAUAUUGCUGCGAACCAAGGAACAGUCUUGAUUCUGGAACUAGUCGUUUCACAUGUUUCUACGAAUCCAAGAACUCUUCUCCGACCGAAUCUACUGAGUCUCAGAACCCUUCUCUGACCGAAUCUACGAACUGUUCAGAGUACCAUUUUUUUUUGAAAUACAUCAAUGACAUGUUAGUGGAAGAAGAUUUUGAAGGACAGUCUUGUAUGUUGGAAAACAGUUUGGCUUUACUAGCCGCAGAGGCAUCUUUCUUCGAAGUGCUUCAGGAGGGUCAAACUCCUCCGUCAAUGACGAGCUUACUUCAACCAACCUCAGAUUUCACAGCAUUGCCUGAUAUCUCAGAAGAAUCAACAAGAGCUACCGCCUACGAGAUGAUGAGGAAGAAGAUGUUCCUAAAGGUGGAAGGAAAUCAAAGCUCCCUGCAAUUUCAAAGGUUCAGUGGAUAUGCGGAGUCUCCUGAUGCAAUGCGCUCAAGCAGUAGCUGCUUUGACCAUAAAAGAGCAGCUGAGAAACUGGAGGAUAUAAGAGCACAUUCUUAUAGCCACGGUGACGCAACUCAGAGACUUGGUUACCAUUUUGCUGAGGCUCUUGAAGCACAUAUCACUGGAAUCAUGAAGACACCACUAUCUGCUACAUUUAGCGAAACAUCGAUGUUUGACAUUUUGACGGCCUACAAGGAACAUCCCGGUGGACCACCAACGCUCCGUGUGACCGGAAUUGAGCUGCCUCAGCUAGGAUUCCGUCCAUCAGAGAGGCUUGAAGAGACCGGGCGAAGGCUGAAGCGGUUCUGUGACAAGUUCAACGUCCCAUUUGAGUACAACUUCAUAGCCAAGAAUUAG
Messenger RNA from Eruca vesicaria subsp. sativa (arugula), 894 nucleotides. NCBI's taxonomy places the organism in Eukaryota, Viridiplantae, Streptophyta, Magnoliopsida, Brassicales, Brassicaceae. The record is from the annotation of a GenBank genome assembly.